Molecule: messenger RNA, 8946 nt
Organism: Phyllostomus hastatus (greater spear-nosed bat)
Lineage: Eukaryota; Metazoa; Chordata; Mammalia; Chiroptera; Phyllostomidae
Gene: CBX5
Product: chromobox 5
Exons: 5
Coding region: 264-839 (191 amino acids)
Biological process (GO): negative regulation of transcription by RNA polymerase II; chromatin organization
Cellular component (GO): pericentric heterochromatin; nucleus
Molecular function (GO): chromatin binding
Source: RefSeq, a predicted model, not a curated record
AUAGCGCCUGCGUAGUGGCGGGAGCUGUGCCGCGUUUUGCGCAGGCUUAGUGGGCGGAGAAAAGGUCUGGUUCCAGGAUUGGUCGCGCAGGCGCAGGAAACGAUCCGUUUUGGCGGGCGGUUGGCGUUGCGCAGAAGACGGUGGCAGUGGUGGCUUGUGGUCUGGCCUCAUCAUAGAGGAACAGGGAAGACAUUAGCGUGAGUGAUCGGUGUCGAUUCCGGGAACCCAGUGGCCUUAGUCCUUCAGGUGGAACAGCGUGCGACAUGGGAAAGAAAACCAAGCGAACAGCUGACAGUUCUUCUUCAGAGGAUGAGGAGGAGUACGUCGUGGAGAAGGUGCUAGAUAGGCGUGUGGUUAAGGGGCAAGUGGAAUAUCUACUGAAGUGGAAAGGCUUUUCUGAGGAGCACAAUACUUGGGAACCUGAGAAAAAUUUGGAUUGCCCUGAGCUAAUUUCUGAGUUUAUGAAAAAGUAUAAGAAGAUGAAGGAGGGUGAAAAUAAUAAACCCAGGGAAAAAUCAGAAAGUAACAAGAGGAAAUCCAGUUUCUCGAACAGUGCUGAUGAUAUCAAAUCUAAAAAAAAGAGAGAGCAAAGCAAUGAUAUUGCUCGGGGCUUUGAGAGAGGACUGGAACCAGAAAAGAUCAUUGGGGCAACAGAUUCCUGUGGUGAUUUAAUGUUCCUAAUGAAAUGGAAAGACACAGAUGAAGCAGACCUGGUCCUUGCAAAAGAAGCUAAUGUAAAAUGUCCACAGAUUGUGAUAGCAUUUUAUGAAGAAAGACUGACGUGGCAUGCAUAUCCCGAGGAUGCGGAAAACAAAGAAAAAGAAACAGCAAAGAGCUAAAAGAGGGGCUAGUCUCUGUCAUUUCUCUUUGUACAUAGUACAUUUACUUCCUUGCCUCCUCUCCCUUAUACCUGCCCCUUCUAUCCUAAACAUAUUCAUAAAAAAUGUGCUUAUCACUGUGCUCCACAGGAGAAAUGUUGGUAUUGGUUCUCUUGUAACAUAACUGAUGGUCUGAUUCAUGAUCAGUGUCUCUCUGUGAAGACCAGGCAUUUACAUACUGUGUGUAAUUCCCACAUUUUUUCCUUUGCCCUCAUCUCUUCUACUCCCCUGUGACCUCAAGAUGAGUUUUAACUUUGUAAUCACCUUAGAGUCUUGAUCUUUUCAGGGUUGGUCACUUUUUAGAUUGGGGGAUUGGGGGGUUUUGUUACAAUGAUGAUGCAUUUUGGUUCUUAAAACAUGUUGAUGACUAGCUAGCCUUUGUUUGUGAUGUUGGGAUGGAAAAGAUGUUGCCCACCUUUUUAAAAAGCCAAUCGCAACUUCCUACCUGUUGGGGCUUUCCCAAUCUCAUUCAGCUCUACCCAGGAAUGCAGGGUUCCUGGUAUGGUCUUCUGGGCCACUGUCUGUAGUUCACCCUUACCCAGCCUCCCAGAAUAGCUCCAUCCUUUGGAGCAGUUGAAAUUUUACAUUUAGAUUUGUCAAGGCACUCUUUUUUAGCCCCAGGACUUGUGGCUUUGUUUCUUAGCAAUACCUGCUUCUGCUUCUGCAAGGUGGUGUAGUCUGUCAUAAAAUGGCAAGAUUAUUAACUGUGGAGUUUUUUAGCUGUUAGUACAUGAAGAUGAUGGGGUAGGAUACAAUUGUCUUUUUUAUCACAUAUGAUAUAUAUGUAUUAUUUACUUCCACCCCUCACUUUUGGACUAUAUAUUUAUGUAGGUGUGAGUGACUGCCUGGUGCUUGCUUGUGCCAAGGUGCUAGGCACCCUCCAACCCUGCCAACCUCUGUGGCCUCCCAAAGCAUUCCUGUUAACCAAAGAGGCUUCAAACCUGACUUUCACUUCUCAGUGGACCCAAGUUUCCCCUCCAUGCCAUUAUUUUAAUGGGGAAUUCUUGGAGGGGAGUCAUUGGCCACACUAUCAAUUUUAAAUAUUCAUAGCAUUUAUAGUCAUAAAUGUUGUCUUUGUUGACUCCUGGGUUUGCCAAGAGUCCCCAAAGUAUUAGUGUUCUUCCUUUUUCCACCCUAAAACUCUUACCUGUAUCUUUUUAAAAAUGCAUUUCCAUGGAAGACUAUUCACCUCAGAGAGUAAUAGCCCCUGGCAUUAGCAUGUUGACACAACCUUCUCUCCCUACUCAGCAAAAUAUUUCUCUUUUAGCUUCCUCCUGAUUUGCCAUUAGAUUGAGAGUUUAUUUUUCUGAUCAUAUCCUGUCUUUGUCUCCAGUGAAAUGCCCUACUUCUAUAUACUUUUCUUUCCUGUGGGUGAUGGGGUCUAGAGAAUCAAGACUAAAGUAAGGAAAUAGCAGGGUUUUGAGCAUCCUUGUUCUAGCCCAAAGCUGAGGAAAUGAUAAUAAAUGCUUGAAAUAGCCUUAACUCUAGAGUUCACCAGCCAUUGAGGUUAUUUUGUUCUUGCUUUGAUUUUUAAAAUAGAGCUGACCAGGAGCAGUCGAUCAUUUCUAGAUUAUUCAGAGUAAUGAGGGAAAUGAAUAGAUUGCUCUAGUCCACAGAUGAGCUGAAUAAUAUGCAAAUCAUAUACCCAUUCAUAGCAUUUGUUAACAUUGCUUCCCAGCUCAGCUGCUGAUUGAAUUCUGUAUGGUUGUAUAAAUUAUGUCAACAAUUAUACUGCCCCGUUGAAAAGACAGCUGUUGCUGCAAUGAUGUGACAGACUGGAACAGAGAAGAUUUUGGUUUAAGUUAUCCAGUUAAAUCCUCCCAAAUGGUAAUGUGAUUUGGUAGGAACUCAUAACCCAUACCUCCAUUUUCUUUUGCUCUCUGAAGAAAUUAAAGACCUAGAUCAAGUGCUAGAUAAUUGACAGUUGUUACUACUAAUCUAUGGGCAUCUAAAAGAAAGGGUUGUCAGGAAAUAGAUCUGUCAUACAAGUAUUCAAGGAUAUCAAUUAAUAUAAACAAGGAUUGGGCAAAAGUUAGGCCAGAGCCUCUGAGGAGGUAAUCUGGGUCUUGAUUUGCAGGUGGAGAAAAGGACAGCUUAUCCAUGUAGCUGAUGUGUGUGUGUGUCUCCUAUGAGCAGCGGGCGUGUAAACUACAGUGACCAUAUUUGUAAAACCAAAUUCUAGCAUGUGGACAAAACAAUUAUUUUGUAUUGACAGCGAUUCUGAGAAACCUGGGACACAUGGUUACCAGGGUUACAGGUAAUAUUUAAGUUAUUCGUCAAAAUCUGAUUUUCUUUUCACAAAAUAACCCCAGUAUUAUCUAUUCAUCACCUUUUUAAUACCUUACUCUUUAUUCAUCUUUUCCUGUCCACAGUUUAUUGAAUCAAGGUCUUGUACUGAGUGCCACCUAAACAACAUUUGUUUUCUCCCUCUCCCUGCCUGUCCACAGGUGCUUCUAUAGGAAUAUAGGGAGCCAGAGGCUAAUAUUGAUUUCAGCCCUCAGCAGAAAGGAAACCAGAUGUCACCCUAUGCCUCCAUCUUUUGUUUUUUCAGAGAAGCUGUCCUGGCCCUUGGAGAAUUGCAUCCUCAAACAGAAAGUUGUUUUCUCCUCUCAGAAGAGUUAGUAGCUAUGGGCGAAGCACUUUUAACAUCUAGGUCUUAGGUGCUCGGUAUGUUUUUCCUGUAUUGAAUCCUUUCAGAACAUCUUCGUAAUAAUGUUUCUUUAGUAACCAGCAUUCCAGGAUCUCCCUUUCCACAGAAUAUAAUAAGAGUUUUGCCCAGCAAGAGUAUGCUAAGGUCAGUGUAGCUACUUUUUCUGAGUCCUGGGCUGGACUGAUAUCUCACAUUAAUAUUAGCUAUUAGGAACAUCAGGCCUAAUGGAAAUACCCAUUUUUAACCUGGAGAGAUCCAUAUCAUUUUUCCUCCUGUAGUCAGUAUUUGUCUGCUCAAGGAAGCAUUUGGACCUGUGGUGUUCCCUAACACUCAAGUUUUCAUGGUCCUUGGCUAUCCCCUAUAGUCGUAUCUGUGUGUUAUUUUUUGUUGUUCAUGAAAGGUUGGUCCUGUUCUCAUAGCCUGGGCAGUUACUAACUUUUUAUCCUGUUCUGUAGCCAUCCUACUGUGCAUUUACUUUAUAUUCAGGCCAAAUUAUAGGGCCUUGGGGAACGUGCUUGGGAUUUUCAUCUUGUGAUUUUGUUGGGUCUGUGUUUAGGCCAGCUCACAUAAAAUCCAGAGGAAUCUGUAUUUGGGUUGGAGAGUGAUUGUCCUUGCCCUUAGGGUUUGAGUUCAGGGAUCUAAAAUACUACUUUGCAAUGACAUGAAAACCCCAGAAAGGGUUAUGCCAUUAGAUUCAAAAUGUAGAAGUUGUUUCUUGCAAAUUAGGUUAAAGUGUAUUUUUUCUCUCAUGACUCUAUGCUUUUGGUUUAGAUUUGUAGAGUAAAAAUUACAGUGUUGAGGUCCACACCUUUGUAAUUGGACCACCAAGCAAGCAUCCCUGUAGCAAGAAAGGCCUGGACCCAGUGUAUUCCAGUUUUAUAUUGGCUUUAUCACUAAUUGUAAAAAUUAUGUAUUCAAAAAUAGAGACUUUACCAGCCUUGCAUCCAAGAACAUAUGUUAAGAAUUGAGUACCCCUCACCUAAUUAAUAAUGGCAGAUUUGUAUUGAGCCAUCCAUAUCCAGCCACAUUAGUCUAUGUCAACAUUCAUUCAACAUUUUCUGGCCUAGAGGAUACAGAGUUCAAAAAGAUGCAGUCCCUGACUUGAAAGAACUUUCAUAUUGGUGUGGGGUAAACUGACUUAAUAAUAAAAUGGAUACACAUUUCUGAUUUGGGGGCAGAGAUAGCUGUUGAUACAGUGUGUGGCUCUAAAGUAGAAGGGUAACAGUUGGUUCAUAUGUGGAAAAGACCUGUGACCUUGAAUGAACUAAAUUAACUGGCCAUAGAUGGACCACAACAAGGGCUUUAUUGCAGAAAAUAAAACUGAUAGUUAGUUUGAAAUGCUGCCAUUACUGAGUGAGAACAACAGGUGAGUGGGGAUUGAGAACCCAAGAUUUUGGUCCCUAAUUUAGGCUCUUUGCCAAAGUAUUUAAUGGCAUAGUUAAUCCCUGCUUGUGAAUAGUACUACCUGUGUUGCAGUUCCAGUUACGUGUUACAUUAUUGUGGGUUUUGUAACAUUUAUUCCUCAUGGACAUUUAACCAGAGUUGCUCAACCUUUUUCAUUUUCUCAUCCCUUUUGGAGGAAGUAACAUUAAGCUGGCUUUAAGCCUAAAAACAGGGGCAUAUUUUGAAAUGACAAGAGAUUUGCUAAAAAGAAGCCUUGAGGCACAUCUGUUAACACCUGGCAUCUAUGCUGGGCAGUGUAGUUUUUUUAUUCAACACUGCAAGAUGGUGAUUUCUAAGCAGAGAUUUGACUCAAUUAUGUGGAAACCAUUACAGGAAUAUACAUUCUCCGGAAUUUUAGAUUUGACCAAUUUAGGGGUUGGUCUAGCCUUACUGAGAAACAUUCUGACCUUAAGAAAUUUUUUAGUUCUGACCACAAGAAAAAGAUACUUUUGUCUGCCAGGAUAAUUGAGAGUUGACUACUGUUGGAAGUCAGAAUUCCCAUGAAUUAGAAUAACUUCUGGAAAAUUAAAGUGUGAAGGUUCUUCAGAUUGCUUCAUAAAAACAAUACUAGUUUCUUUUUGCUUGCGCUGGACUUCUUGAAUUUUAAACUACCUCAUCUUGACUUUCUAGUUACUUCAACUUGCCAUUGCCUCUUUAACAUGCUUGACUUUGGCUGUUUUUUAAGAUGGAUUUUUUUUUUUCCUCUUCAUUGAUAGCCUGUUCUCUUGCCUUUUCAUCCUGAUCCUCAUUUCACCUGAUGUCAUAUUGUUCCUCUGUCAGAGAAAUGUUUUUAGUUUAAAAUACUGUUUUAUGAGAAGAAAGUGAUUCUCCAAAUGCCAUUUGUCUUCUAAGAUCAGUAAAAGAAGGAGUUAAAACAAAGUGGUGGGGGAGGGGACAGAACUACACUGGAGGAGGCAGACCCUACAAGGGAAGAGCCAUUAAUUAAGACAAUUUCAAAGUCAACUGGUUGUGAUCAUUAAUGUCACAAUAGAUCAAAACCUAAUUAUCACAGCCUAGGUAAGAGCCAUCAGUAUUAAUCAGAGAAUCUAAUAGGAAACUAUUAUCAAGAAAUUAGGUCAAAUUGAAUGCAGUGAACUUUUCAUCUUACCAUUCUGUGGUUUUUGUGUGUGUGAUGUCCCCUGGCAUUGGCAGGUGUGACCCUCACAGUUGAUCCAGGCCCCAGUGGCUAGUUUGUCACACUUUGAGGAGUUCCUAACAGACUGAACCUGACUGUCACUGCCAUUUUAAUCAGUCUUGAACUUUAUCAUCGUCUGGACUUGUUCAGUGUGAUCAGCAAUCAAUGAAAAAAGGUUUAUAUGUAGGUCUUGGAAUGGUUGGUCCUUCCAGGAAAUAGAGUAUCUGUGGUGAACAUAUACUGUGUGUGUUGAUAAAUCAUUCUUUGAGCUUCUGAUAUGUGUAGAAUCCUGCCACUCUGGCUGCUGUAACGGGGUAUGGCUUUAGUAUUUGAUUCUAAACCAGAGCAGGCUGUGGAUUUAGUCUCCACUCUCCCCUGCCCCCAUGCUAGCUUUAGGAUUAGGGUCGUGAUUUCUACCAGAAUCCACUGUAAAUCAAAAGGAGGAAGAAAAAGUAUUUUUCAUUUUGCCUCUUUUGUUAAAGCGUUACACCUCUGGUAGGAGGAAAGAAUAUUACAAGAGUCUUAUGACUAGUUAUAGAGAAUAUUUUAUCUCCUUUCUCUGAAAUGAAAAGUAGGGGAGUCACCAUUUCUAUCCUUAAUCUUGAACUGCUUAUGAAAAUGACACAACUCCCGAAGUUAAGCUGAGUCCAGAAAGGUUAGUGAGAUGCUGUCUUCUAGGAAUUUGGGGGAUGGACCAGAAGCUGCAGAGAGUAGUUGGUGUUGGGAUUCCUAUACUCCUAGUUUAGUCUGUAGAGAAUGUUGCUUCUGUCACCGCUAUUGCUAGGCUUUCCCCACCAAUCUGCAGCUCUGAGCACUAUCAAGACCACUACUGGGAAAAUGGUUCUGUUCUUCCUGCUUGAGCGUGGUCUUGCUUCAUUCUGGAUUUAGGAAUUUGGGUUACUCAGUACAGAACUUUGGGAAAUCAGUGUGACUUAGUUCUUCACCUUAAUGUUUAAAAUGUAAUUUUAUUUUCAAGACCCAUUUUUUCACAAGCAGUUUGUUUCUCCAAGGUUUCUUGCAUUAUGCUAGAUGAAUAAUAACCCUCAGUUAAUACUUGUGGGUUGAUUGAGUUUAUCUAGUUUGUAUAGUGAGGUGUUCUUACUGGCUUCCCUUUGCUCCCAAGUGUGCUCUAAAAAGUUGUGGAACAGAAUUGAGUGGAUGCUGACUAUGUAUGUGCCAACCUUCUCAACAGAUUCAUGAUGGCUGACCUUGGGCAAGUCACUCCUUUCAAUGCCUCAGUUCCCCGUCUGUCAAAUGGGGGUAAUAAUACUGACCUACCUCACAGGGGUGUUGUGAGGCAUUGUAAAUCAAAGUUGAUAAAAUAGUUUAGGGUCCUCGGUGGAGGAUACUUGGAGCUGAAAACUAGGCUUGAUACAGGAUUUAGUUCUCACCGAGUUGUCCCAAGUUUGGAACUACUUAGUGACCUAAGAAAGUUUUCUGCCCCCCACCCCUCAUCAAAGCUGCUAGUUCAGAUGUUGACAGUGUUUUUGUAAAUGUUGGGGUCUUCAUAGUCCAGCGUUAAGAUGUUUUGGGGGGAGGCACUUAGUAUUUUCUACAUCUUACAUCCACAAAGAGUGGCUCUUUCAGACCCAAGAGCAUUAGAUUAGGGAAUCAUGAAUCAGGGAUGCUACUGAUUGUUUCUCUCUGCAAGUUGGGAAUUAAGGUCCUGUGCUUCGUGAGCUUGGAACACUUGGGCUAUCUCAAGCAAAGCAUAGACAGUGGGUUUGAUUUAUAUUGUUGCUUAUCAGUUCCCAAACCAACCCCCAGACAGCUGGUACACUGCUGCCCUUUGUGGUAUCUGUACCCAAGCUUCUGUCUCCCCACAGGAACCAGCUGGUUCAAUUAAAAAACAAAAUAAAGCAAAACAAACAACAACAACAAAAAACACUUCCUCUAGCCCCCAUCAAAAAAAGCCACAUUGGAAAAAAAUUUUUUUCUAGAGUUAUGUUUAAUACUCAGAACUGGGCAUUGAUACUCUAAAGCUUCAUCCAAUUCACUGCAUUCAGCCUCUGUCAGUUCUCACAGUGUGAAGCUGACCUUUUUUUUUCCGCCAGUUUGGGAAAGCUAUGGACACCAUUUCUGUUUGCCCAGGUGCAGGCUCAAGAGCCUUACUCUCCAUCUCAGUUUAGGGACCCACCCAGCUCCUUUUUCCCAUAGGGCUCUUUCUCCUUUCCCUCUCCUUGGCCCCAGAUGUGUAACCUAUGAAAAAGCACAAGGUCCUGGCCCCCUGCUGCAGUCACAUUCUGGUUCUCUGUGUUUUGUGUACUCAGCACUGGUGGCCGCAGGUGGUUCUGCAGAAUUCUGGAGGAUGGAGAGCGCACAGUUUGACAUCCUGCCAAGUAGCCAGGAGCUGACUUGCCAGUGGCCCACAGCCUUCCCACAAGAUGGGAUCUGAGAGACUCAAGAGGCUGGGUUUCUCAGCACUCUACCAUGCUGAGUAGCAAAACAAAUCACACUUCAUAGCCAGAUUUCUGAGUGGAAAAAUGGGAAAUUGAAUUCUUUAUGGACUUUUUGGUUUGUGGGGGAGUAUUUGUUAUGUCUUGGUUUUUUUUUCAGCCAAACAUGUCUGAUUUGGAUUUUUUAAAUUUUUUAGGAUGUGAUUUUUUAUAUAUAUAUAUAAUAUAUAUAUAUAUAUUAUGUAUAUAAUAUAUAUAUAUAUCAUGCACACACACACAUAUACACACAUUCACCUUUUAAAUAUAAAUGUUCCAAAGUAAGCAAUUUAUGUGUUUCCACAACUGACAUCCAAUGCACACCUCAUUCUCCCCCUCUUCCACCCUCCUCUUUUCCCUCUUUUCAUACUCUUGUAUUGGUUCUAAUAAAUGUUUGCUUUUCAAAUA